GACACACAGCUUCAGCUCAGCGGCCACAGUCCGCUGGGAUCAGCUUGGCCGCACGCCCGCACCGCGAAUUGGUGAACAGGGAGGCGUCGCGCCGAGCUCGCGGACCCCUUCCGGACGGCGCCGGAACGGGAGCACAGCCCCUCCUCAAAUUUUCUAGCCUUUUCCUCGAGGAUUCUGCUCAUUCUGAGCGCAUCUGAGGUGCAGAUCCGGUUCGUCUCCGUGAGCAAUUCCCUUACCAUCGAGAUUUCGCCCAAGAACGCCGGUAUGCUCCCAAAAACUGGAUCUUUUGAGCUUCCAUUGAGCUAAGGAAGGAAGGCACGAGCUUGCCGAGGGAAUGAGGAAGAAUUGGGGGCUCAGCUCCGGCCCCGCGCGGCCGUUCGCUGACCGCCGGUGGCUACUACCCUUCCUCGCGAGCCUGCUCGUCACGGCCACGCUCUUCCUCGCCGCCGCCUGCGGCCUUUUCUCGCCGCCCUACCCCAGUGGCGGGGGCGACGCUGUCCUGUUCGACGUGGUCUCCCUCGCCGACUGGGACGACUCGUCGCCUGGCGAUGGUGCCCGCUCCGUUGAGGCCGGAAUCAAGAACCGGCUUUUGGACGACGACGACGACAACCCCGACGAUGCCGCCGUCAACUCGGACGACUCCGACGCCGAGCCGCCGCGGAUCGCGUACCUCCUCGAGGGCACCAAGGGGGACGGCCUGCGGAUGCGGCGGACGCUGCAGGCCAUCUACCACCCGCGCAACCAGUACAUCCUGCACCUCGACCUGGAGGCGCCGCCGCGGGAGCGGAUCGACCUGGCCAUGUACGUCAAGGGCGACCCCAUGUUCAGCCAGGUCGGGAACGUGCGGGUCAUUGCCAAGGGCAACCUGGUCACCUACAAGGGGCCGACCAUGGUCGCCUGCACGCUGCACGCCGUCGCGAUCCUCCUCAAGGAGGGGCUGGAGUGGGACUGGUUCAUCAAUCUCAGCGCGUCGGAUUACCCACUCAUGACACAGGAUGAUAUACUUCAUGUGUUCUCUUCUUUGCCACGAAAUCUUAAUUUUAUAGAGCACUUUCAGUUAUCUGGGUGGAAAGUGAUUCAACGGGCAAAACCAAUAGUUCUGGACCCAGGGCUCUAUCUGUCAAAAAAAUUUGACCUUACCAUGACUACUGAGCGACGAGAACUGCCAACAUCAUUCAAAUUAUAUACUGGUUCUGCUUGGAUAAUGCUCACAAAAUCCUUCCUAGAGUACUGUAUAUGGGGGUGGGACAAUCUCCCGCGGAAUCUCCUGAUGUACUAUGUAAACUUCAUCUCAUCACCGGAAGGCUAUUUCCAGACUGUCCUCUGCAACUCCGACGAAUUUCGGGGCACUGCUGUUGGCCAUGACCUGCACUACAUCGCUUGGGAUUACCCUCCGAAGCAGCAUCCGCUGAUCCUGUCCAUGAAGGACUUCAACAAAAUGGUCAAGAGCGGUGCACCAUUUGCACGGAAGUUCCCCAAGGACGACAAGGUCCUGGACAAGAUAGACCGUGAGCUUUUGCACCGCUCCGAGGGCCGGUUCACUCCAGGGGCGUGGUGUGAUGGGAGUUCUGAAGGAGGGGCCGAUCCAUGUUUAUCUAGGGGUGAAGAUUCUGUUUUUGAGCCUGGUCCCGGUGCCGAGAGGCUGCGAGGCCUGAUGAAGAAGGUGCUUUCAUGGGAUUACCGCAACGGCAGCUGCUCGUCACUUGCUUAUGAUCAGACGAAAAGAGAUUGGUAUGUCCCUAAAAGUAAAGGAUAAUUUUGAUGUCCUGCUAGUCUUUCUUGUAAAUGCAGCACUUGACCCGUUCUGUUGAAAUGAAAAAAACUGAUUGUUGACCAAGGAAAAUGUUGAAAAAGAGCUAUUUUUACAUAUCGAUAUAUGACCCAAUAUAGAAGUGGUUAUCUGAUGGAAAAUUAACAAUGAUGGAAGUUGGAACGACUGGAUGUUUCGUUUUUGC
This is a messenger RNA of Phragmites australis (common reed), 1955 nucleotides long. Its product is annotated as beta-glucuronosyltransferase GlcAT14B-like. NCBI's taxonomy places the organism in Eukaryota, Viridiplantae, Streptophyta, Magnoliopsida, Poales, Poaceae. The record is from RefSeq and is a predicted model, not a curated record. The transcript is spliced from 4 exons. The coding region runs from base 335 to 1756 and encodes 473 amino acids. Gene Ontology annotation, cellular component: membrane. Gene Ontology annotation, molecular function: glucuronosyltransferase activity.